CUCAGAGUAGGUGAUCUGUCUCGAUGGAUCACUCCGAGUGCACUUCAUCGCAUGCGCACGGGCCAAAAAGUGGGUGAUAUAGACAGAAGGGGUCACUUACGUCAGCACACUAUAUAGUGGGGAACGCUUGGUCGUGUCGGAUGGAGCCGGAGGGAGAGUGUAGAGUCAGAAGGUGUGUUCACUUUAGGUCGAGGGUUUGGGUGGGCCACUGGGGGAGCUCCCACAGUAACGCUUCCACGCCACAAAAGUGAGCAUGUUUCCGUCCCACCUCCGCAUACUCCACGCCUGGUGGUUGAUUAUUACGUAAUCGAUGACCAAGCUCACUUUCCACCCCAGACUUGGCACUCCGGAAUAACCACCUAGUUCCGGUUAGCUGUUCAACCUUGCAAUUGUGCCUGAAGCAACAUCGUAACCAGUCCUUCCAACAACUUCCUGAGCCAUGAUCGUCCUACCCAAUACGCCACCGCUUCCGUUAGCCACCAAAAUCCGCACCAGCUUAUCCGAGCUUACUACAAAGCGUUCGUCAGUGGUCACGGACUCAAUUGGCAACUACAAUGAUUCGAUCAGAUAUGCCGUGAAUCUUGAACUGUAUCUCGAAGACAUUUUUCGCUUCGGAGUGGAAAGAACUCAACGGGAAGACCAAGGCGAGUUGAUCCGUUCCUUUACAACCAUCGAAAUGGCCACCAAAGACAUACCCUGGAAAGGUGUUGGGCGUAGCACUCGUUUUAGAGCGAAAUUGAUGAAGAAAUUUGCAAGAGAUGAGUCUAAAGAACUAUCAUGGACUUUGGCAAACGAAGUAGAAACGGUCCUAGUGUCUCUUUCAUUCAUCUAUAUCAAGAUUGGGUCAGAACUCACAAACGAGCUUAUCGAUUCCUCCAAAGAUAAUGACGAUACAACAAAGAAGUGGAAACAAGUAGCUGCUUUCUACAGAAAAGCCAUCUCAUUCAGUGCAUUUGGCAAGUACGUAUCUGAAAUUGCCAUUAGCUGUGAUCUGGGCUCAAUUUCACCAUUGGUGUUUUUAUUCAUUAUCAAAAUAAGCGAAAUUUGCAUACAAAUGUCUAUCCUAUCCAAAUCCUCAUGGAUAAAUCGCCUUUCUUUUGACAUGAGUAACUCGAUUUCUACAAAAAACAACGGUAUGCUCUCAAGAGUGGCUAUAUUUAUUGUGAAUGAACUUGCGGCCUCGAAAGUAUUGUUAAAGGAACUUGAUACAACAGUAUCGGAAAUUGACACAUCCAAUUGGCAAGAAUAUUUGGAAGUGGUUGAAAAAUACUCCAAUGCAUAUGCUGGCCUUUUCCUUGCCAUUGAAAAUUACCAGCAAGACAAGCUUGGCCACGCAAUUGGAUUGCUCAACUUUAGUUUGUUGAAUUUGCAGUCCAAAAAGGUGGAGGUAAAUGAUACGAAAAAGUUAUCCAAGUUGAAAUCGAAAUAUCUUAUUAUGAAGAAUGAGAGUGUAUUGAAGAGUUUAAAUUCCGUCUCUACACUAAAUUUUGAUAAGAGUGUUUUUAACGAUAAGUCAGGAAUAAUCUUGAAUGAUUUGACUUAUUUGUUUGAUCAAUUGAUUGCAUUGCACUUGAAAUUCACCAAAGAAAACGAUAAUUUAAAGUUUGAUAAGGUGGUCGACUGGAGUGAAGUGCAUAACGAUUCGAAAUGGCCCUUGGGAACUCUGAUACCUACGAGCAAGGUAACUGCAUAUAAUCCAUUGGGUAAUUCUAGCACAAGCAGUGAAAAUCAAACAGAAGGAGGAUACUAUUAAAAUUCAACUCGUGGCAUGUUCCACUUUGGGCUGACGUAUGUGAUUUUGACUAUCGCUAUUAUAAGCAUUAAAGUCUGGCACUAAAAUUUCCCGAAAUUACAUGGGAUACCAAAACAGUCAAGUUCUUAGCAUAUAUAUUAUAAUAUACACGAUUUGUGAGUAAGAUCUUAAUGAACAGAUCUGAAGAUUUGCCGGACUUCCAUACUGCUCACGCCUCCAUCGACAUCUUCAAAUCCUGAUCUUAAUAUUCUCUCCAAGCGCUUGAAAUAGUCCACAAACUCCUCCUCCGUAUCCUUCCACAAUCUAUCUAACAAAUCCUUUUCAAACAUAUCCUUGCCGAUUAUGAAAUGUUUCUCCAAUUUCUUUUCGAUAUCUUCCACUUUUAGUGUCAAAUCCUUAUGAUUGUAUCCACUCAAGAGGGAUUUGAUGAACUUUUUGUUGUACUUCUUAGGUUUACCAUUAUUCAUCUUUUCCAAGGCUUCAUAAUUAGUAAUGAA
Molecule: messenger RNA, 2250 nt
Organism: Suhomyces tanzawaensis NRRL Y-17324
Lineage: Eukaryota; Fungi; Ascomycota; Pichiomycetes; Serinales; Debaryomycetaceae
Exons: 1
Coding region: 440-1753 (437 amino acids)
Source: RefSeq, a predicted model, not a curated record